Messenger RNA from Haliaeetus leucocephalus (bald eagle), 1877 nucleotides. RefSeq names its product digestive cysteine proteinase 1-like. Lineage: Eukaryota; Metazoa; Chordata; Aves; Accipitriformes; Accipitridae. Gene Ontology annotation, molecular function: cysteine-type endopeptidase activity. The coding region runs from base 45 to 1688 and encodes 547 amino acids. The transcript has 11 exons. Gene Ontology annotation, biological process: immune response. Gene Ontology annotation, cellular component: lysosome. The record is from RefSeq and is a predicted model, not a curated record.
UAAAGUUGAGAGCUGGUGGUGCUGGGUGAACCGGGAAGGCGAGGAUGGGUGUUCAACGUUGGCUCGUGGCCUCUGCGCUCUGCGUCGCCGUCCGGGGACAGGACUAUGGGCUCUCCCGCCCACCCCCUCAUUUCGGCUCCAUCUACCACGUCCGAGGUGUCAUUAACCUGCCCUACGCCGAGAUCGAGGAGCCAUUCGAAGCCUGGUACAACCUGACGGGAAACAAGAGCCGGAUCCAGUAUUACGGGGGGCAAGUGAUAACCUACCAGCUGGCUGCGGUGAAGCCUUACGGGAUGCGGUACAAGAUCACGCCAGAGACCACCGAGAAGGAGGUGAACACCAGGAAAUGCUUCCAGCUGCCCGGCUCCAAGGAGGACGUGGUCAAGGCUCAGAGCGUCUUCCCAAGCAUUGAUGGCUUCAAGUUCCUGCGGGAGGAGUACUACCGGGGCCGGUACUGCGCCGUCUGGCAGAACGUCACCCGCUGGGCGCAGAAGAAGAACGUCUACACCCUAUGGGUGACCAACUCCAGUUGCGGGGUGGCCCCCGUCCACUACGAGAUGCGGGGCUACAACAGCCUGCUGGGCUCCCACUAUGACAAGUACGAGAUCGCCUACACCGACUUCGACAACAGCUUCCCCCCUUCCAUCUUCGACCUCCCCAUCAAUGAGACGAAGAAGUGCGGGGUGCUGCCGGGGAGCACGGCGGAGCACCGGGUGCUGGCAAACCCCAUGGAAGACCUGGUGGGACGGCACCAGCCCUGGGCCCACGAGGUCUUCCACCACUACCGCAGGCGACUGGGGCGGCGGUACAGCUCUGCACGGGAGCUGGAGCACAGGCAGAGCAUCUUUGUGCACAACAUGAGGUUCGUGCACUCGAGGAACCGCGCCGCACUCUCCUACACGCUGGCGCUGAACCACCUGGCCGACCGCACGCCCCAGGAGCUGGCCGCCCUGCGGGGCCGUCGUCGGAGCGGGGCUCCCAACAACGGGCAGCCUUUCCCCACCGAGCUCUACACUGGCCUCAUCCUGCCCGAGAGCCUCGACUGGCGCAUGUACGGCGCUGUGACCCCCGUGAAGGACCAGGCUGUCUGCGGGUCCUGCUGGAGCUUUGCUACGACGGGCGCGAUGGAGGGUGCCCUCUUCCUCAAGACUGGCGUGUUGACCCCCCUGUCCCAACAAGUCCUCAUCGACUGCUCCUGGGGCUUCGGGAACUACGCCUGCGAUGGGGGCGAGGAGUGGCGAGCCUACGAGUGGAUCAAGAAACACGGCGGCAUCGCCAGCACCGAGUCCUACGGCACCUACAAGGGGCAGAACGGCUUGUGCCACUACAACCAGUCUGAGAUGCUGGCCAAGAUCACAGGCUACGUCAACGUCACUUCGGGCAACAUCACGGCGGUCAAAGCUGCCAUCUACAAGCACGGCCCCGUGGCUGUCAGCAUCGACGCCUCACACAAGACCUUCUCCUUCUACUCCAACGGCAUCUACUAUGAGCCCAAGUGCGCAAACGAGCCGGGAGCGCUGGACCACGCGGUGCUGGCUGUGGGCUACGGGGUCCUGCAGGGAGAGACCUACUGGCUCAUCAAGAACUCCUGGUCCACAUACUGGGGCAACGACGGCUACAUCCUCAUGGCCAUGAAGGACAACAACUGUGGUGUGGCCACUGAAGCCACCUACCCCAUCCUGGCCUGAGCCACCUCUCAGCUCUGUGGGGAGAGCCCUCAGUGAUGCUUUCGGCACCCAUCCCUGGAUCAGCACCUUUGGUGUGAGCCAUCACGCAGGAGGAAGUUGGGGACACGGUGGGACAGGGCCAUGGGGUGCUGGACAAGGGGCAGCAUGGGGACCCAGCUGUGGGCUUGCCAAUAAAGACCCUGGAAAAAC